AUGCUCAGGAAAAAGCCACGUUGACGAUCGAGAGCGAAGAGUAGAAGGUCAGUUUGGGGCAAAACAAAGCUGGAAUUAGUUUUCCGGACGGCUCGGUUCGUGUUGGCAGCAGAUUGUGGGUCGGAGCCGGCGGCAUGUCGUCCCCACCGAAGGAGAAAACUGAAACCAAAGGCGGACAUCUCCCAGCAGUAAAGGCAGGAGGUAUGAGGAUAGUGCAGAAACACCAAGCACCACCUGCUCCUGAACCGCUGCAGAAAGAGGAGGAGGAAGAGUACGUCAGCACCAGCCCACCGAAGGUCCCUGUGAUUGUUUCCGGAGUGGUCACAAAGGGCGAUAAGGACUUCACGCCUGCAGCAGCUCAGGUGGCCCACCAGAAGCCUCAGCCCAGUAUCCCAAAGCUUCCCCCCACCCAGCACAUCAACCAACACAUCCACCAGCCCCGCAAGUGAGCCAGGUGGACCGCUCCGACCGUUACACCUAACUCCACCCUGCCUUCCCAACGGAACACAAAACAUGAAGAUGGUUCCCAACCAGGGCCCAGAUCUCUUGCUAUAUAAUACCAGUAAUUUUUGUUCGCUUUUUGCUUUAUAUAAUUGAAAAAAAAUGGUGUUUGCAACAGAUGUUCAAAUGUUUAUAGAAGUCUUUCUGCUUAUAUACAGUACACCCUGCUGCAAUACUGGUUUUGCACUUUGAUGAUGUCUCCUUUAUGAAAGCCUGUUUGGUAGUUUUACAUUGAUCUUAAAGCCUUCUCGCAGCAGAAAAGCCGAUCACGCAGCUAACUUCUGUUUUUCACCAGGGAGCUCUUACCUCAAUUAGCUAAUCAUAGCAACUUCUCUAACAUGCCAACAAAACCAUUCACCUCACAGCGAUGAGCAGCGGCUCCAGCCUUUCUUAUUCACUAACUCUUCAACAGAUCGUGAGGUUUUCACCGGUCAGCAGCUGUACGGGCCAAACGGUGCACAGCGAGUGCUUUUGAAGGGCAAGAAUCAGUUUACCAUACAUUAUGAGCCUGUGUAAAUUACGCACGCUAAUUAUGGCAACAGACAGUAUUAAUCAAUCAGUGCAUCUGCAGAGGUGACAUCAGCAUUCCAUUUGUUCUUGUCUGCCUUUUUAACGCAUGAAAAUCUCCCAAAGCUGCUCUGUAAUGUAAAUAUAUUCAGAUCAACAACAUUUUUAAUACCAUUGAUGUUCUAGGAAUGAUUGCUCCCUGUUUUCAGAUUAUUCUAGCUUCAUAAAUCUUUUUUUAAGUUCUUUCACAAUUUCAGCUACUGCUCCGGACGCUGCCUUUUAUUUAAGAAAGUUUUACCAUCUGAUGCCUGAGUUGUAAAAACAACUCCCCAGUCUUGGCAGUGUGAGCUAAUUUAUAUGCAAACUCAAUCUGUCUCGCCGUUCAGUCUCAUUGCUUUAAUACUAAGAUUUGUUGGCUUGUUUGCCCCCUGUGCAUUUUAAAUUUUAUCUGCUGCACAAUGAAAAUGUUGCCAAAAGAUAUAAUGAAACCGGAAAAAGAAAAGGCAAAAAAAAUAAAUAGAAUAAAAAAAAUCUAGGAAAGUUAGUUUGAACAUCAUCGGAGCAGCGAAAAGGGAUUAACUGUCAAAUGAAGGUAAACAUAUUGAAAUAUUAAUAUGUGCACUACAUUCCAAAUCAGAGUGUUUGAAUAAUGGUAUCAKGGUGUGCAAAGAGAUGUGUUUUUACUAACAAACAUGAAUUGUCACAUAUCACAAACCUGUCUGGGACCCUGAAAUCCAGAUUUUCAAUUCCCAAAUCAGCAUAAACAUACAGUCCAUUUCCCAAAACAUCCUUCUCUUUACAGAACAAUAAAAACAUGUCAGUUGUUGCAACACUAAUCUUAAAKUUACCAGUAGAGAAGGAAAGAGAAAUAAAUAUUUCUGCUGGUUCCAUUAAUUAAGUCAAACGGGUUUCUUUGUUUUUUUUUUUUUUGUGAAUCAUACAAAAUGUACAAAUCUGUAGUCAAAGUGAACUUGGGUAUUAGGUGUGGUUGUCGAUAUAAAUAAAGAUGGAGAUUACCUCAAAA
Messenger RNA from Austrofundulus limnaeus, 2032 nucleotides. RefSeq names its product death-associated protein (gene dap). NCBI's taxonomy places the organism in Eukaryota, Metazoa, Chordata, Actinopteri, Cyprinodontiformes, Rivulidae. Bases 135 to 449 code for a protein of 104 amino acids. The transcript has 4 exons. Gene Ontology annotation, biological process: cellular response to amino acid starvation; apoptotic signaling pathway; negative regulation of autophagy. The record is from RefSeq and is a predicted model, not a curated record. Gene Ontology annotation, molecular function: death domain binding.